Messenger RNA from Beta vulgaris subsp. vulgaris (sugar beet), 1419 nucleotides. RefSeq names its product protein FAR1-RELATED SEQUENCE 5-like. The record is from RefSeq and is a predicted model, not a curated record. The transcript is spliced from 4 exons. Gene Ontology annotation, biological process: regulation of DNA-templated transcription. NCBI's taxonomy places the organism in Eukaryota, Viridiplantae, Streptophyta, Magnoliopsida, Caryophyllales, Amaranthaceae. Bases 1 to 1419 code for a protein of 472 amino acids.
AUGGUUGAUUGUGAAUUUCGAGAUGAUUCGGAUUGUCGUUUCGCUUCGGAUGACAUUAACAAUGACGAAGAUAUAUUAGAUGGAAUCGACAUACAAGGAGGAGGGUUUGUGGAGGCAAUCACUUCUGAGUUGUUAUUAAGAAAGGUUAAAUCUGACGAGGAAGCAUAUGAAUUGUAUAAUAACUACGCAUUCAAGCAUGGUUUUGGUACUAGAAAAGGAAAGAUAGCAUAUAGGGCUGAUGGGAAGACAGUUCGACAACGCAUGUAUUAUUGUUCUUGUUCUGGGUUUAAGAGUAAAAAAAACGUUGAGCCAAAGGCAUUUAGUAAGAAAGAUUUUCGAUGUGGAUGCAAAGCUCUUGUCCAGUUUGAUGUUGACAAAGACUCUGGUUUAUAUAUUCUUGUCAAACAUGUUAUGGAGCAUAACCAUUGUAGAAUACCUAUUUCUAAAAGGCACUUGAUAAGGUCUCAUAGAAAAGUGACACACGACCAACUUGCUAUGCUUAGUAACUUGACAGAAACAGGAAUACCUAUCGCGGAUGCAGUUCGUGUGUUGAAAAAGGAAGCUGGAGCUGCGCAGAAGAAAAAGAAACUUGAUGGUUGUGACUCUAAACAACUCAUUAAGUAUUUCAAUGAGAGAAAAGCAUAUGAGGUAGACUUCUACUAUGACUUUGAGCUGGACGAUGAAGGUCAUCUUGAGUGCUUUUAUUUUCGGGAUAGUAGGAUGAAAAUUGAUUAUGACGCAUUUGGGGAUUUAUUGGUACAUGACACUACAUAUCGUACUAAUAAGUAUGAUAUGAUAUGUGGUCCAUUUGUCGGGAUGAACCAUAAUAAUAAGAAUGUUAUGUUUGGCAUCGGUUUUAUCUUGAAUGAAAAAGCAGUCUCCUUUAUAUGGUUGUUCAAUACCUUUUUGAAAUCUAUGGGCGGGAAGCAUCCGGUUACCAUUAUGACUGAUCAAUCUGCAUCAAUGGCAAAAGCAAUUAGAGAAGUAUUCCCAAAUUCAAGGCAAAGAUUGUGUACUUGGCAUAUUGGUGAAAAUUCUAAGAAGAACAUUAAAAAGUUGAGAGCAAUGGAUGGAUUCACUGAUUUGUUCAACACUGUUUUGAAAUACACCGACACAAUUGCUGAAUUUAAUUACUAUUGGUCGAGCAUGGUCGAAAAGUACAACUGUGCAGAAGUAAAAUGGAUUCAGGACUUGUAUGUCAUUAAAGACUUGUGGUGUCCUGCUUAUUCCAAAGAUUAUUUUAGUGGCGGUAUUUUAUCUUCGCAACGGAGUGAGACCACAAAUAAGUCUAUUUCAAGGAGACUACAUAGUACUCAUGGACUUUGUGACUUCUACAAGUGUUUCAUUGAGGUUGUUGACGAGUGGAGGAGUAAUGAGAACAGGAUGAUUAUGAUACCAUUUCCGGAAACCGUCAUCUAG